AUGCAGGAGUUCCAUGUGGAGGAUGCCAUGCAAAGUAAUUUACCAACGUCAGUGUUUCUCAUCGGGUACAUCGUCGGGCCACUUGCGUUUAGUCCCCUGAGCGAGACUGUCGGACGGCGGCUGGUGCUGCUGCCUACUAUUACCGUGUUUACUUUGUCGACCGUAGCAUGUGCGUUGAGUCCGAAUUGGGGAUCACUACUCUUUUUCCGCUUCAUCUGUGGAACCAUGGGCUCUGCGCCUCAGACUGUUGUGGGUGGUGUAUAUGCAGACAUGUUUUUUGAUCUCAGAGAAAGAGGUAGAGUGAUGGCAUUCUAUAUGGCGUCAGCUAGUUUCGGACCCAUUCUUGGUCCAAUUAUAUCGGGGUUUGCAUCUCCCUCGUAUGGCUGGAGAUGGACAUUCUGGAUUGCUUCCAUCCUUGCGGGCUGUGCUUGGAUCUGCCUUCUCUUUGUGCCUGAGACCUUCGGGCCGGUUUUGUCAAGACGCAAUGCACCUGGAUUGGGGGAUACAGUUCCAAAGAACACUGUCAACGUUGUUCAGAUUGUCAAGCGACCUUUGGCCAUGCUGCUCUUCGAGCCCAUUAUCACCUUCACUUCGAUAUAUAUCGCGCUGGCUUACGGUCUUGUCUUCUUUUAUUUUCAAGCUUAUCCGAUUAUUUUUGACGGUUUGUCUCCUGUUCUCCUGGCUACACUAUGCAUGCUGACUUCUCAGGUGUCUACGGCUUCGAUGUGCAGACUACCUCUCUUGCUUUUCUACCUGGUAGGUAUAUCAUUUCCUGUCCCCUGCGCCACGCUAAUAGAGAUAGUCGGCGUCGGUGCAGCCUCCACCAGUCUCGUCGCCCUUUACUGGGAUAUGACCUACGACAAAGCCAAGAAACACAACAAGCCAUGGCGCUUCGGUGCAGAACUCCAUCGCCUCCCUAUCUCCUGUCUCGGCGCCGUCCUCCUCACAGCCAGCUCGUUCUGGCUUGCCUGGACCUCCCGAUCAGCAGUCCACUGGGCAGUGCCCAUCGCCUCUGGCGUAGUGUUCGGUUUCGGCUACCAGACCAUCUUCGUCUCGCUGUUGACGUACGUGACCGAUGCUUACAAGAUAUACUCCGCCAGCGCGCUCGCCAGCUCGGUCAUCCUGCGCAGUGUUCUUGGGGCGCUGUUGCCGCUGGCUGCCAAGCCGAUGUACGAGACGUUGGGGGUGAGUUGGGCGACCUCGCUGGUUGGAUUUCUGAGUCUAGCAUGUGUACCCAUUCCGUUUGUGCUCUUGUACAAAGGGGAGUGGGUGAGAGAGAGGAGUAAAUUCUGUCAGCAGCUGAUGAAGGAGGAAUGGGCCAAGGGAAGCUCAGACACAGAGCGUGGAAUACAGGGUUGA
This is a messenger RNA of Aspergillus fumigatus Af293, 1359 nucleotides long. RefSeq names its product putative MFS multidrug transporter. The record is from RefSeq and is a predicted model, not a curated record. Lineage: Eukaryota; Fungi; Ascomycota; Eurotiomycetes; Eurotiales; Aspergillaceae. Gene Ontology annotation, biological process: transmembrane transport. Gene Ontology annotation, molecular function: transmembrane transporter activity.